This is a messenger RNA of Pangasianodon hypophthalmus (striped catfish), 4893 nucleotides long. It is a transcript of the gene ptpn23b, whose product is annotated as protein tyrosine phosphatase, non-receptor type 23, b. Gene Ontology annotation, molecular function: protein binding. The record is from RefSeq and is a predicted model, not a curated record. Gene Ontology annotation, cellular component: endosome. The transcript has 20 exons. The coding region runs from base 358 to 4089 and encodes 1243 amino acids. Gene Ontology annotation, biological process: endocytic recycling; early endosome to late endosome transport; protein transport to vacuole involved in ubiquitin-dependent protein catabolic process via the multivesicular body sorting pathway. NCBI's taxonomy places the organism in Eukaryota, Metazoa, Chordata, Actinopteri, Siluriformes, Pangasiidae.
GCUGUGGCACGCGGACCCUCUUUCACUUUCACCUUCACUGCAACACCCUUAACAGCAACAGCGUUAUGAUUACUGUACAGUGUAAAAGAUUAAUCACGCACUUCCCCGGUCCGAAUGAAGCCGAAUCAGCACGUGCAUGAACCCUCUGCUCACGGUCAGGGGAACGCGCGCGCCGGAAACACGGGACUACAUUACCCAUAAGCCCGGCAGGGCCCGCCCCAUGACGUCACGCGUGAACGGUCGCAAGUGCGGAAGAAGGACAGGUGCGGAGUUUUCGGAUGAAAACAGGCGGUUUGAGUGGAUAUUUGUUAGUGAUUAGGCUUCAGGGCCGGUGUGAGUGAGGGGCCGGGGUCGGGGAUGGAGGCAGUGCCGCGGAUGCCGAUGAUCUGGCUCGAGCUGAAGGAAGCUGCAGAGUUUCACUUCAGCUCCAGAGUUGGACAGUACAUUAAGAGGAACUAUGGUGAAAGCCCAGAGAACUACAGCGAAGCACUGAGGAGACUCGAGCAGCUUCGUCAGCGUGUGGUAAAUGUCCCGAGGGACUUCGAGGGCUGCAACACGCUGAGAAAAUACUUCGGACAGCUGCACUUCCUGCAGAGUCGUGUUCCAAUGGCAAAGGGACAGGAAGCAGCUGCACCGGUGACAUGGACUGACAUCUUUUCAGGAAAGCAAGUCACUCAUGAAGACAUCAGCUAUGAACAGGCUUGUGUCCUUUAUAACCUCGGUGCUUUACACUCUUAUCUGGGGGCCAUUGAUAACAGAGUUUCUGAAGAGGGGAUGAAGACAUCCUGCACCCAUUUCCAGUGUGCUGCAGGGGCGUUCACGUACAUCAGAGAUCAUUACAACUCUGGCUACAGCUCUGACCUAAGCCACCAAGCACUGUCCAUCAACAUCAGUCUAAUGCUGGGUCAGGCUCAGGAGUGCCUCCUAGAAAAAACACUGCUGGACAACAGGAAGAGCUUGUUGAUAGCACGCAUCUGCGCCCAGGUGUGUGACUACUACAGGGAGUGUACACGAGUGCUGGAGAGCUCAGACUGUGUGUCUGGGAAGAAGGAGUGGAGGAAACUCCUCUCCAUGAAAAUCAGCUAUUUCAGUGCAAUUACACACUUACACAUGGGCAAGCACUCUGAGGAGCAGCAGAAGUACGGUGAAGCGGUUGCGUACUUCCAAAGCUCACUAGGCAAACUAAAUGAUGCUAUUAAGCUAAGCAAGGGUCAGCCGGACUCCGUGCAGGAAGCUCUGAAAUUCAGCAUGGACGUCAUUGGUGGAAAAUUUAACUCUGCGAAGAAGGACAACGACUUUAUAUACCAUGAAUCAGUUCCUAGUCUGGACACACUGGCUGCAGUGAAAGGUGUUCCUCUGGUAAAGCCCCUCCCUGUCACCCCGAAUGACCCCAACACCACUGGUCCUGACCUCUUCUCCAAAUUGGUUCCUAUCGCAGCUCACGAGGCUUCGUCAGUCUACAGUGAAGAGAAGGCCAAACUGCUUCGGGAAGUGAUGGCAAAGAUUGAUGAGAAGAACCAGAUCUUAGAGAGUUUUAUGGACUCUUUGAACUGUGAUUCAGUGGAUUUGGACAUGUUCAGCUCUGUUCCUUCGGUGUUAUUGGAGAAAUGUGCAGCGCUCAGUGUUCAGCCAGAUGCAGUGAGGAGAUUAGUGCAAGCCAUGCAGGCUUUGUCCAGCGUCUACACUGACGUGGGCUCUUACCUGGAGGAAGUGCGGAAUGUACUGGAGGAGGAUGAGGUAGGGGAGAAGACCCUGGUAAAUGUGGCUGGGCAGAAAGGAUUGCCUCCCAGGCCUCCUGAACUAACGGAACUCCAAAAGGAGUUCAGGAAAUAUGAGACAGCCCAUCAGGUAGCCAGCCAAACCAAUACUGAGCUCCACAAAGCCAUGAACCAGCACAUCCCAAACCUGCGGCUGCUGCAGGGACCACUGGAGGAGCUGAGGAAGAGCCUGCCUCAGCCACAACUGAGUCAGGAUGACACGUCAUCCUUGCAGACAAUGAGACGGAUUUAUGGUAAAGUGGAUGAGAUGCGUAAGCAAAGGGUCUCAUUUGAGAAGGAGCUUCGUGACCUCAUUCAGAAAGAUGACAUUACAGCUAUUCUGGUGACCACUGAACGGUCUGAGAUAAAGGCAGUGAUUGAGGAGCAACUGCAGAAAUAUGGCCAGUUGAAGGGAUACAUUGAUCAGAACCUAACAGCCCAGGAUAACAUUAUUAAAGCUUUGACAGAGGCUAAUGUGCAGUGCGCCACCAUCCGAAAGACCCUCAGUGUCACACAACAACAAUGGAACAGCUCUAUGCAGUCUAUGGUGGCUUCGUAUGAAGCAUAUGAGGACCUGGUGAAAAAGGCUGAGGAAGGUAAAAGCUUCUAUCAGGACCUGGAAAAAAAGAUAUCCAGCCUUCUGGACAAAGUUAAGACCAUCUGCCAGAGCAGAGAAGAGGGGAGAACUGCCUUGUUGGAAAGGGAGGUAGCAAAAGUGCCUCCUCCUAGACCUACUGCUCAAAAGCCGGUGCUUGGCAAUAAAACCCCAGGUCCUCAGUCUGGCACCCCCUGUAUGGAGGCUUCUGUUUCCUCCUUUAGCCUUGGACAGGAUAUACCCCAGAAACCGCACACCCUGCCCCCAGAUAUGGCCUUGGCUAGAGGUCCACCACUCAUUAACACUGGUCCCCAUGGACCAACCCCUCUCACUUGGCCCCCAGGGGCAGCCAGUCCUCCAUUUUCAAACCAGGGAAUGCCACAGUUUACACCUACUAUACAACCCCCUUAUGGCCAAGUUUCAGGAGUCCCACAACCAGUGGCACCUAUACAGCAUCCUUCAGGUUAUGUUGUACCUCAGCAGUUCCAGCCUGGUCCAUCUAGAGGCAUCACACCAGUUCCCCAGCAGAUUAAUCCUCAAAAUACUUCACAAAUGCCUCAUCAGGGCUAUAUCCCAGCACCUUGGCAGAAAUCACCAAGUGUAUCCUUUCCUAUUGUAUCAGCAAAUUAUACUAUGCCCCCUGAGAUGGGACAAGCUGCUGCAAGACCAAGUCUGCCUGGACAUGUUCUCAUGUGUGGUGGACAGGGUCAACACAUGCAGUCUAGCAUGCCUCAGUCCUCUUCUGCUCAACAAGUGACUCCAGGAACACAGUACCAAGGUUUCACCCCACAGCCUGGAAAUGGCAUAAUCUCUCAGGCACCUAGGGUUGCCUUUUUUGGGCAAAGCCAGCCACCUUCACAUCCUGGACAGUUCCAGCCUCCAGUGCCACCUCAGAGCCAGUCUCAGCCAAUCCCAACUACUGCUUACUGGCCUACUUUAGGUGCACACACCCAGUCUCUGCCUGGCUUACCUGUUCAGCCAGGCCUUCUCUCAGUUUCACAGGCUUCCCUUCCUGUUGAAUCUAAGGUACAACCAUUUCCUUCUGGUCCUGUUAACCAGUUUCAUCCAGGACAAUCUACACAAAACCAGCCCCAAGCUCAUAUGGGUCAUGUUCUUCCCUCCAUUCCAUCUUCUCAACCUCAACAAAUGCCUGAAUCCCUCCAGAAUGCUAACAAACAGACACCUUUAUCUCAAACUACCACUCAGGUACCUUUCACCCAAAAUCUCCCGAUGCCUUUUGCUUACCACGCCUCUGGUAACUCUCAUAUGCCUCAGAGAAUUGCACUACCAGAUGGUGACAUGUAUUUUCAGCAAGGAACACCUCAAAGCCAAGCACAGCCCCUUCCAGCCCAAAACAUGUGUCAGCAACCCACUACUCAGUUCAGACCCAUCUUUCAGACAGGGAAUCCCCUUCAAAACCAAAAUAUUCCACCUCAGAAUAACUCAUCUUCUGGACCAAUUACUGUCCCAGUGAUGGACAAUCCAAAUCCCCCUGCACUUGCUGGUAUUCUUACACCUUCUCCAGCUCACCCCUUACCCUGUAAUCAGCCUGGGCCUGUCCUGAAGCCUUCAUCCUCUGACAAUUCAUUCAGUGUCACAGAGUAUAAAGAGGGAUUCCAGCAGAUAAAUCCAUCUCAUGGGGCUAUGAAUCAUGAUUUUAUUCAAGACAAGAUGGAAAAACUCAGCAUUACUUCCCAGGGAGAAGCUUCUGAUUGUGGAGAAGAUAAAGUAAAAUAAAAUCCAUAAAUAAAAUAAGAUAAAAUUCAAGCUGGUGUAAUGUCAGCAAAUAACACUCAAGUUUAUGAUCAGUCUCAAGCUAAUCUUAACCAAUCCAAUUAGAAUGUUAAAAUGGAAUGUGGGAAUAAUACCAGCGAGUCUACAGUUUGUACAGCCAGUUACCGUGUGAAUACAGCUGAUGGAACCUGAGAGGUCCUCUCCUUCUCGAGGUGUGAGGAAACAUCAGAGAAUCGAGAGGAAGACCACACAAAUCAAAAGAUGGAUGAUCCACACUAGUCGCAAAAGAGUGUUCUUUUCAGUGAUCAGGACCCUCUUUAGAUAUUACAUAAGACAUAAAAUACACUCUACUUGUAGUAAUUAUUGUAAUUAUUAAGUGCAUAACAUAAAGGAGUUAAUACUCUACAUUCUUCCUUAUGCAAACCUCUAUGGAGAAACAUUGGCACUAAAUGUUCUGUACCUUAGCUUACUUUCUUAAGACCAAAUUAAUUAACACAAAUAUAAAUUGUAUCUACAUGAGACUUCUAAGGAAAAUUUAUUGUUUCUGUGUGUAACUACGUAAUCUCUUCUUUAGAGCUUUUAUAAUUGCACUAUAUUCCUGAUCAUAGUUUGUGAUGGCAAUAAUGAAGCUGGUGUGAACUUAGUUACUGGGUUCAUGCAGCAUUAACUAUAAUAAGGAUGCAAUACAGUACAAAUUUUAAUACACUGACACAUUUACUCUUCUGUGCCUUGAUGUUCUGUCUAAUGAUUUAUGCCUGGUAAUUUCUCUAACAUGGGGCUUUUCUAAUAAAGUUUACAGUGUAAUGA